Podospora pseudopauciseta is the source of this 2347-nucleotide messenger RNA. RefSeq lists its product as uncharacterized. The coding region runs from base 362 to 2347 and encodes 661 amino acids. The transcript has 3 exons. Lineage: Eukaryota; Fungi; Ascomycota; Sordariomycetes; Sordariales; Podosporaceae. The record is from RefSeq and is a predicted model, not a curated record.
CUCCAACAGAAAAAGAGUCCCAAUGAUGGGCUUUUGUUUUGUCUCUCCAAUGGGCUUAGCAGGUCAUGGGACGUGGCGAAAGGGACGCGCUGAGGGACAAUUGAGGGCGGCCCAGUCAUGCUUGAAACAAGCAAUUUUUAGGGGUGGUCUGUGUCGGGCUGAGCCGCCGAGGACGAGGACCCUGGAAAAUAAGCGACCCAACCGAAUAUGGCCUAGAACUGCCCGCCAUCUCCAUUGCGCCUGAUCACGAACUGAAAGCAUAUCUUUUCAUUCUUUCCCUUUCCCCUCCCUUUCCAGGUUGUCGGUUGCUUCUGCUGUGCUACGAGCGCUGCUUCGCUGCUUGCUGCCAUCUCACCAUCCAAUGCCUAUCCGUGUCAAGUCGCGCCCGCAGGGUGUGCAGCGCACCGAGAGCCUGCGCACCCCUUCCCCGCGCCACAAGUUCGGCUUCGUCGCGGAGCUCCCCGACAUCAGCGAGGAGGACAGCUUCCGAGAUGUUGUCAAGAAGCUUUCCGUCUAUAUUGCCGACACCGUGGUUUUGCCCAGCACUUUCGAGCAGCUGAGGACCACUGCUGCCGGAGAUGGCCUUCGUGCGCUCGUUGACCAUCUCGGCCGAACAUGCACUCACCCCGCCAUUGUGAAUGCCCUCCUCGCCCUGAAGUGGCACUAUGGCACCAGCGUCGAGGAUAAGGGCUUGAUGGACGCCAGAGCCAACGCCUGCGAGAUUGUCGCUUGGCGCUUUCUGACCCACCUGUCCGAGAGGGAGGCUGUCGAUUAUUGUCUCUAUGAGAUCCCAGACCCCAAAGAUGUCGAGAGCCACAGCCCAACUGAUGAAGAGGAGGGCGAGGUUGACGAGCACAGUGCGCUUCUGGCCCAGGCCUUACACAGCAGUGUCGGUUCAUCCCGUAGGACACCCCAUAGCGCAAGCACCAAGCGCAACCUCUUGCUCAGUUCCAUCUCGCGCCUGACUAUGAGCAUGACGGGAGACGAUGAAGAUGGCGAGGGAGAGGAGGAGGAUCCAACCGCCAACUUCACCAACCUCAAUGCCUUGGAGAUUGCCGCUAUUGCCGACGCCAAGCGAUUCCUCAGCCAGGCUGUUGUCCAGAAGAUCAUCACCGGCAUCUGGGAAGGCUCCAUCAUCUUCUGGAAAGACCUCAGCGUGCACUCGGAGAAGAAGCCUCAGUUCUACAACCCCAGCACGGCCGACCCAUUCUCUCGUCUCAGAGUCCCCAAGUAUCUCAAGUCUUUCGAAGUUUUAUUUUUCCUCACCUUUUUGGGCCUCUACUAUGGCGUUUUGGUCGAGCGGGAUCCCACCCGCAUCACGCCCCUGGAAAUCUUCUUGUACAUCUGGUUUGCCGCCUUUGCUUUGGACGAGCUGAGCGAGUGGAUUGAUGCCGGCUCCAUUUUUUAUGCUACCGACAUAUGGAACACCUUGAUUCCUUGCCUCAAAGAAAUGGGCAAAGAUUUCAUCAAAUUCAUGGUCCUCGUCGUAGUCAUCUACUGUGGCUUCCUAACCACCUUCUCCCUUCUCGGGCGCGAACACCUGUCGCUUCACGACAUGGUCAUGUCCCUGACCAAGAUCUUCUUUGGUUCCAGCUUCGUCGGCUUCGACCUGAUCCCCAAAAUGGACACCCUGCUCGGCCCUCCCCUCAUGAUCAUCUUCAUCACCCUUAGUUCCAUUCUGCUCACCGGCUCCCUGACGGGUAUGCUCUCCAACAGCUUCUCCCGCGUCAUCACCCAUGCCCGAGAGGAAUACCUCUACGUCUACAGCGUCUACGUCCUCGAAGCUUCGACUAGCAAUCGGCUCACCCACUUUUAUCCUCCGUUCAACCUCCUCGCCGUCCUCAUCUUCCGCCCCCUUCGCCUCUUCCUCCCAUCCGACAACAAGUUCCGUGCCGCGCGCAUUCUCUUGCUCAAGGCAACUCACCUCCCCAUCGUUGCCGUCAUUGAAUUCUACGAGUGGCUUACAAUCGGCUCGUCAAAGGGGACGCAAUACAGCGGUUUCCGCGGUCCCAGACAGGCCGUGAUCGGGAGCCCUCAUCCGGCUGCUGCGAAGAGGUUUGCGCAGGCUAGGCUGUCGAAUAACAGCUUGCGGGCUGACAACAAUAACCAUUUGUCGCACUUGAGACCGCCAGCGAUUACGGCCAUUUCCGAGGGCGCAAUUGCCAGUCGGAGGGCGCAGCAGCAGGCGGCGGACGAGGCGGUGGAGGGGAGGGCGUUUGGGCAGCAUGAGGGGGAUGUGGAGGCGAGGAUUGCGGAUUUGACGGCCAAGAUUGACAGGUUGACGGAGCUGGUGCUCACGUUGCAGACGCAGUCGAGCACGACGCUGGGGAAUGUGGGUGUGGCUUAG